This is a messenger RNA of Diabrotica virgifera virgifera (western corn rootworm), 1999 nucleotides long. Its product is annotated as glutamate receptor ionotropic, NMDA 2D-like. Gene Ontology annotation, biological process: modulation of chemical synaptic transmission; synaptic transmission, glutamatergic; monoatomic ion transport. Gene Ontology annotation, molecular function: NMDA glutamate receptor activity; transmitter-gated monoatomic ion channel activity involved in regulation of postsynaptic membrane potential. Lineage: Eukaryota; Metazoa; Arthropoda; Insecta; Coleoptera; Chrysomelidae. The transcript has 9 exons. The record is from RefSeq and is a predicted model, not a curated record. Bases 175 to 1812 code for a protein of 545 amino acids. Gene Ontology annotation, cellular component: plasma membrane; postsynaptic membrane.
GUAUGGAAAUCUUGGCAAAAACAGGGACUCGAUAUAAAGGACAUCGUCUGGCCUGGGAACAGCCACACUCCUCCCCAGGGAGUACCCGAAAAGUUCCACUUGAAAAUAACUUUUUUGGAGGAACCGCCGUACAUUAACUUAGCCCCACCGGAUCCAGUAACCGGAAAAUGUUCAAUGGACAGAGGCGUGCUAUGUAGGGUUGCCACCGAUGCUGACAUUACUGAAGUUGACAUGUCUCAGGCUCACAAAAACGGAAGUUAUUACCAAUGCUGUUCCGGUUUUUGUAUCGAUUUAUUACAAAAGUUUAGCGAAGAAUUGGGAUUCACGUACGAACUUGUAAAGGUGGAAGACGGAAAAUGGGGAACUAACGAAAACGGAAAGUGGAACGGAUUGAUAUCUGAUCUUGUCAAUCGGAAAACAGAUAUGGUUUUGACAUCAUUGAUGAUUAAUGCCGAGAGGGAAGCUGUGGUUGAUUUCAGCGUGCCUUUCAUGGAGACCGGCAUAGCAAUCAUUGUUGCUAAACGCACGGGAAUUAUUUCGCCCACAGCAUUCCUGGAGCCUUUCGAUACUGCGUCCUGGAUGUUGGUCGGCAUCGUUGCCAUACAAGCCGCAACCUUCAUGAUUUUCCUGUUUGAGUGGCUGUCCCCGAGCGGAUUUGAUAUGAGAAUUUCUCUUAAUCAGAGUCCGUCGACAUCUCACCGAUUUUCCCUCUUCAGAACUUACUGGUUGGUCUGGGCCGUUUUGUUCCAGGCCGCCGUGCAUGUCGACUCCCCGCGGGGCUUUACAGCCAGAUUUAUGACCAAUGUUUGGGCGAUGUUCGCCGUUGUCUUCCUUGCUAUCUACACUGCCAACCUCGCAGCCUUCAUGAUAACUAGAGAGGAGUUUUUUGAGUUUUCAGGUGUUGAUGACCACCGCCUUUGUAGACCUACCUCUCAUAAGCCUAUGAUAAAAUUCGGAACAAUUCCAUGGUCCCAUACAGACUCAACCAUAGCUAAAUACUUUAAAGAAAUGCAUGCGUAUAUGCAACCCUACCAACGGACUAAUGUUGUACAGGGUGUAGCUGACGUUCUGAGUGGUGAAGUGGACGCUUUUAUUUACGAUGGAACUGUGUUGGAUUACUUAGCUUCUCAAGAUGAAGAUUGUAGGUUGCUGACUGUUGGUUCUUGGUACGCAAUGACCGGAUACGGACUUGCUUUCCCAAGGAAUUCUAAAUAUUUAAAAAUGUUUAACAAAAGGUUAUUAGAUUUUCGGGAAAACGGUGACUUGGAACGUUUGCGUCGCUACUGGAUGACUGGUGUUUGUAAACCUGGCAAACAAGAACAUAAAAGUUCUGAUCCUUUAGCUUUGGAGCAGUUCUUGUCAGCCUUUCUGUUACUAAUGUCCGGAAUAUUACUAGCAGCACUUUUGCUUCUUCUAGAGCAUCUCUACUUCAAAUACGUGAGAAAACAUUUGGCUAAGACUGAUAGAGGGGGAUGUUGUGCUUUAAUAAGUCUGUCUAUGGGAAAAAGCCUUACUUUUAGGGGAGCAGUUUACGAAGCGCAGGAUAUUCUAAGAAAUCACAGAUGUAAAGAUCCAAUUUGUGAUACACACUUAUGGAAAGUGAAAAGGGAGUUAGAUGUCGCACAGUUAAGAAUUAAACAAUUGGAAAAAGAAAUGGAAACACAUGGAAUCAAACCACCUCCACCCUGUAAGCGUGUAAUCGUUUCUGGAGAACAAGCAAGAGCUAGACUAAGGAGUUUAAAUCCCGCAGGAAGCGAUGUGGAUUUGUUUGGGCCUCGAACCGAAAUAGCGGAAAUGGAAACUGUGCUGUGAUUGAAGGAAUAUUUACAUAUGAACAAAGAAGAGAUAACACCAAGAAUCAGCGAGUUCGCUGAUAACUGUUUUUCUUUCGAUGUAUAGAAAACUAAUCUUUUGUGCUCAGUAAAAGGAUGUCAGGAUUUGAUAUUAUCUGGGUUACUCACAUUUUAAUAUACAAUAUCUUACCAAAUCCUUAAUUUGC